AUGGGGGCAGCGAGCUCCAGGGAGAACGAGGCGGCGGCCGCGGAGUUCGUGGACCGCGUGACGACGGAGCACGGCGUCACGAUCUUCAGCAAGAGCUACUGCCCGUACUGCAACCUGGCCAAGGGCGUGCUGGACGAAGCGGGGGUCAAGUACCACGUCGUGGAGCUGGAUCUGAAGAACGACGUGCCCACGGGCGCCGAUAUUCAGAACGCGCUGGCUACUGCAACCGGACGGCGUACGGUCCCCAACGUGUUCAUCAAGAAGGAGUCGAUCGGCGGCGGCACGGAUGUGCAGGCGCUGUUCCAGUCCGGCAAGCUGACGGAGAUGCUGCGCACGGCCGGCGUGCUGUAA
Molecule: messenger RNA, 351 nt
Organism: Phytophthora sojae
Lineage: Eukaryota; Oomycota; Peronosporomycetes; Peronosporales; Peronosporaceae
Exons: 3
Coding region: 1-351 (116 amino acids)
Biological process (GO): cellular response to oxidative stress
Cellular component (GO): cytoplasm
Molecular function (GO): glutathione disulfide oxidoreductase activity
Source: RefSeq, a predicted model, not a curated record